This is a messenger RNA of Leptosia nina, 282 nucleotides long. The record is from the annotation of a GenBank genome assembly. NCBI's taxonomy places the organism in Eukaryota, Metazoa, Arthropoda, Insecta, Lepidoptera, Pieridae.
AUGCCGUUGGACCGGCUGCCGGCGGUACCUACUGAGCCAGUAAUAUUUCAACCGCGGCUGGAGGCUCCCGCACGCCGGCACCCGCAACGCUACGACAUUCUUCUCGUCGCCGAUAACUUAUCAAAUAAUUGCAUGAAGUCAUCGAUUAAAUUAAGUGUUGAUUAUUCGUUUACUUAUGAGUUUCUCGCGCGUCCGCCGUCCAUGUGCAUGAAUCCACAGGUGUCCGUGAAAAGUUUUGUGCGAUCCGAUUGCUUGAAUUUUGUUCUGUCGUGUCAAGGAUGA